Messenger RNA from Arachis stenosperma, 1883 nucleotides. RefSeq names its product quinolinate phosphoribosyltransferase [decarboxylating] 1a. Bases 338 to 1450 code for a protein of 370 amino acids. The transcript is spliced from 11 exons. NCBI's taxonomy places the organism in Eukaryota, Viridiplantae, Streptophyta, Magnoliopsida, Fabales, Fabaceae. The record is from RefSeq and is a predicted model, not a curated record. Gene Ontology annotation, biological process: NAD+ biosynthetic process; quinolinate catabolic process. Gene Ontology annotation, cellular component: cytoplasm. Gene Ontology annotation, molecular function: nicotinate-nucleotide diphosphorylase (carboxylating) activity.
UUCGCCUCCUACUCUCUCUGUUCUUCUUGUGCUUAAUUUUGAACCGGUUCGAACCUGUUUUAAACCGGUUAUAACAAAACCCGACUUGAAUAACUCGAACCAGGACUUCUGGUUUUAUUUCUCAGAAAAACCACUUCCUUUUCGUUAGGCGCGUCACUGCAACUUCGUGAACCUCAUUCAAUUUCAGAAUCCCCAAAACCAACUUGCUUCGCUUUUUUGCUUCUCUCUCCUUUUUCAACGAAGAUAAGUCGGUGAAAAUUGAGGAAUAAAGCAAAAAAUUCUGAACUCUAUUGAUUGAUUCCCUCAAAGUUGAAGCAACUCAAUCUUUUUCGAAUUUAUGGCUAUGAACUCCAGAUUGAGUUGCUUGCCACAAGCUUUUCACAUCACAAGGUCUUCUAAGCCUUUCCUCAGCUUCUCAGUUAAACUCCAAGGACAAUCAGAACUCAGGAGGGUUGUGAAAAUGUCUGCUACAGAAACCACAAACUCUAAGAUAUCGUAUGAGUCCUUUGCAAUAAAGCCUCCUUCACACCCAACGUAUGAUUUGAAGGGCAUUAUCAAGUUAGCCCUUGCAGAAGAUGCCGGAGAUCGAGGUGAUAUAACGUGCAUGGCCACCAUUCCAUUUGACAUGGAGGUUGAAGCUUAUUUUUUGGCAAAGGAGGAUGGCAUCAUCGCGGGGAUUGCACUUGCAGAGAUGAUAUUUUAUGAAGUUGAUCCUUCCUUGAAGGUGGAGUGGUCUAAAAAGGAUGGUGAUGACAUACAUAAAGGUGUACAGUUCGGAAAAGUUCAUGGACGGGCACAUAACAUUGUUGUGGCCGAAAGGGUGGUGCUAAACUUUAUGCAGAGGAUGAGUGGCAUUGCAACUUUAACAAAGGCAAUGGCUGAUGCAGCAUACCCUGCAUAUAUGUUGGAGACUAGAAAAACUGCUCCAUGUUUACGUUUAUUGGAUAAGUGGGCGGUAUUAAUUGGUGGAGGUCGGAAUCAUAGGAUGGGUUUGUUCGAUAUGGUGAUGAUAAAAGAUAAUCAUAUAUCAGCAGCUGGAGGUGUUUCAAAUGCCCUUAAAGCUGUUGACCUGUAUUUAGAGCAAAGAAACCUAAAAGUGGAGGUUGAGGUUGAGACCAGAACUCUUGAGGAAGUUAAAGAAGUAUUACAUUAUGCUUCCCAAACGAACACCUCUUUGACCCGGAUAAUGUUGGAUAAUAUGGUUUUACCUCUACCGAACGGGGAUGUGGACAUAUCAAUGCUGAAAGAAGCUGUGCAGUUAGUCAAUGGAAAAUUUGAGACUGAGGCAUCAGGCAAUGUUACUCUUGAUACCGUACAUAAAAUCGGACAAAGUGGAGUAACCUACAUUUCCAGCGGUUCGCUGACUCAUUCUGUGAAGGCACUUGACAUCUCCCUCAAGAUUGAUACCGAAUUGGCACUCAAAGUCGGAAGGCGUACCGGACGAGCCUGAUUAUCCCUACCUAAAAUAUAAUAAUGUCCAAGCACUCAAAAUCUUUCUUCUAGUUGGUGCUUACUAUGCUGCAUUUUAAAUCAAAGAUAUAAAGCAGUUCCAGAAUGGUUGGAUGAUAGAAUUAUAAUCUAAAGAGUAAGCUCUCACUUCAGAUUAAUAUGUUGUUUAAGGUUCUAGAGUAAUAAAGUAAUAAUGUGAAUUCUUUUACUAGCUUAGUCUGGCAAAAUUGUAUAGAUUAAGCUUAUUACAGAUUGAAGGUUUUAUCCUUUUCUACAUAGGCGUUGGUCAAAUAAUGCCAUAUGCUGAAGUUCAUUUUAUCUUCUGAUUUUGUUUUCCCUUUUUAUAGUUGAAAAAUGGUAGCAAGGGAAAAUCUUGUCCAAGAAAAGCUUCAUUUGCACAGUAUAUCUAAUGGUAUAAGGUCAAUUUAUUAUAA